Hypanus sabinus (Atlantic stingray) is the source of this 2239-nucleotide messenger RNA. It is a transcript of the gene trim59, whose product is annotated as tripartite motif containing 59. Lineage: Eukaryota; Metazoa; Chordata; Chondrichthyes; Myliobatiformes; Dasyatidae. Gene Ontology annotation, biological process: positive regulation of macroautophagy; positive regulation of canonical NF-kappaB signal transduction; innate immune response. Gene Ontology annotation, molecular function: zinc ion binding. The record is from RefSeq and is a predicted model, not a curated record. The coding region runs from base 47 to 1273 and encodes 408 amino acids. The transcript is spliced from 2 exons.
UGUAGAAGAGUUCCCGAGGGCGCCGUGCUUUCUUCUGUAUGGUAAAAUGGAUAAUUUUGAAGAGGACUUAACUUGUUCCAUAUGUUAUUCUAUCUUCGAAGAUCCUCGUGUGCUGCCUUGUUCUCACACUUUUUGCAGAUCUUGUUUGGAGAAUAUAAUUCAGGAAUCAAGAAAUUUAUCUCUUUGGUAUCCACAAAUCCCACUGAAAUGUCCAACUUGUAGAAGUACUGUGGAUCUUCCUCCAGUGGGCACUGGCUCUUUACCCAUAAACUUUUCACUGAUGGGAAUCAUAGAUAAAUAUCAAAAAGAAGAACAGUCAAAGACACCUAACUGUCCUGAGCACAAUCAGCCAUUAAACAUGUUCUGUCUGUUAGACCGUAAAUUGGUGUGCGGUUAUUGUUUAACAGUGGGCCAACAUCAAAAGCAUUCUGUUGAUGAUCUCCAGAAUGCUUAUGUUAAAGAGAAGGAGAAAGCUAGCGAACUUGUUGACCAGCUAACUGAUGAACGCUGGGCAGAAUUAUCCAUUUUCAUUGAAAAAUUGGAGCAUCAGAAACUGCAAGCGGAACACAUCAUUCAAGGCGAAAAAGAAAUUGUCAUUCAGUAUUUUGAGAAUCUUCAAAAAAAUAUAGAAGCCAAAAAGCUUGAUCUUCUGGCAAUUUUAAAUGAUGUUAAUUUAAAAAUCACUAAUGAAUAUGGCCCAGUAAUACAGAAAAUGAAAAAGUUGAGGGAAGAACAGCACAACCUUAUAACAUCUAGCACAUCUGUAGAAGAAGAGGACCCCUUGUUGUACCUUGAGAAAAUUCACAUAUUACGGCAGAAGACAAGUACAUUAAUGAAAACAGAGCUUCCAGUUGUCCACCCAGUGAAUAUACAUCCACAAGCAGAACAAUUUCUUACUGAUAAAUGGUCAAAGGUCACAGUUGGCCACAUUACAGAAGCACCAAUUCUGCAAGCAAAGCAUUUAUUUGAAACUCAAUGGAAUAAACGUAUUGCUAUGUAUGUUAAGCACACAAAAGUAUUUGCUCAAAGAUUUGUGAUCACAGUUGUGCUUUCAUCCCUGAUAUUUUUCUUAACCCAAAUCUCUCAGAACAUUUUCAAGAGUUACUGUGUUGAUGCCUUAAAUGCUGCAGUUGUCAGUUUCCCACAGCUGAACACAUUAAGUGAUAUCAUACUAGAAAUUUUUGCCAGGGUUUGUUUUUUGAAGGCUACCAUACAACAUUCUGUACAACUACUCAUUAAUUACUUUGCAAAUAUAACAGAUUUUCAUCUAUAAUUUAUGAAGUGAAUAUACUUAGUGAAUUUUCAUGAGGAAAACAAACUGAGGGGUGAGUUUUAGCUCUUACUUUUUAAAAAUAACUAUAGCUUAAUAAGGUACAAUGCAGUGAAGUUUUCUUUUAAAAAGAGGAAAUAAAUCUUACAUUUUUAAAUAUUUUAGGUAAAAAUAACCCCGUGUAUUUUUUACCCCUAACCAUUUUAAAGUUCUUUUAUGUAAUGAGACAUUAUAAAGGGAAAAAAAAACAAAACUGUGGACAUUUUGCAGGAUGAAACAAAAUAAAAGGGGUGGAAAAGGGAUUUUUUUUCCCCUGCCCUAUACUUGUACUACUCAGACUACUUUUAAAAGUUUAUGACAUUGCUACAUUGCCUUAUUUGAGUAUUUACAAGAGCAAAUUUUUAAAAUCAAAAAUCUCAAUUUUAAAAUAAUCAGUACUUCAUCAGAACCAUUAACUUUGAGAUAUAGAAUUUAAAUCCUAAUUAUGACUAAAAAUGAAGCAUCAAUUUGUGUGGGAAUGAAACAUUCCUGGGGAGUGGCAUGUGGUGAAAACCAGUGUAGAAGAGUGCUUGAAAGCAGAUUACAUUUUUUGAAACUCUUUUGGGCUCAUGACUAUUUAGAUGUCUAUACAUGGUUUUCCCUCUGAAUUAUGAAGUUUCUGGUUGGGGCAAUAGGAAAGGAAAUAACUAAAGGUAUAAUGUAAUUAAACUGGGAUAGAGAUGUAGUGAUAUAGAGUGCAUAGGUAAUAAUCAGAAUUUUACUUGUGAUGACUAAUGAGUACAAAUAAUGACAAUUCAUAUUGAUUUAAAAUUUGUUGCUUACAAUACUUAUAAAAAGUCAAACCCUUGUAUGGAAGGUUAUGCAUAUAUUUUAGAACUGUAUCAUCUCCUGUACUGAGUGUUUAUAAUUUUUUUCUGUAAUGACAUUGAGAGACAUUAGCAACUUAAUAUUUAAAUGUAAUUGUGUACA